Molecule: messenger RNA, 2079 nt
Organism: Cylindrotheca closterium
Lineage: Eukaryota; Bacillariophyta; Bacillariophyceae; Bacillariales; Bacillariaceae
Source: the annotation of a GenBank genome assembly
AUGAUGGAGGAGAAUGAGCACAACCCAGGAGACCUCGAGCUUCACGAGCACGAUCAACUCCCGAAUGUAGAAGAAUACAAGGCCAGUAUAGGACAUAACGGUUCCAAGAAACAAGAAGCGAGUCCCAGCAAACCAGAUCCAGACGGUCACGACGGAAUCUUUCUCACCAACGAUCAUGCUGGAGAACCAUUCAUGAUUGACGACAUGGAAGAAGGAGAUGAAAUAAUCCAAGAAGAUUACCAUGAGAUUCCCCGUCUAGGCCAAUUCAAGAAAUCCCAAGCUCGACUUCCCUGGAGCAGAGGCUGUUGGAAAUUCUGUUGUCUGAUGAGUUUCUUGUUGUUGGUCGCAGUCACUUUGGGAUUGCUCUUGACGAGUCCGGAAGAAGAAAAGGAAUUUUGGCAUUUCAUACAGGGUGAUACCAAUGGAUAUCGAGCCGUUCGCAAUUAUGUGACCGAUGUUGCCAAAUUGACCGACCCAGAUAUCUUCAAUGGCCUAGAAUCUCCUCAAUAUUUUGCGGCUCAAUGGUUGGCGCAUGGAGAUUCGUUGGCCAUGGAGGUUCCUGUUAACGAAGAUUCUCAAUACAGUCAACGUUAUGCCAUGGCGGUCUUGUACUUUUCCUUGAAUGGCCCCGAGUGGAACCACAAUUACAACUUUUUGAGUCCCGACCAUGUCUGUGCCUGGUAUCAAGAAUUUGAAGUCAUUUCGGGCGCGGACCAAGACUUGGAUCAAGAAUUCAAACUGUAUGGAGUGCACGAAUGCAAACCAGAAGAUGGGAAAUUGGUGGCGCAUGCCAUUUAUUUGCCCGCAAAUGGACUGAAUGGUACUAUCCCUGCCGAAAUAAAGGCUUUGGGUCAAUUGGAGUCCCUCGAGAUUGAAGCGAACGAUGGUUUGACGGGCAACUUGCCCUCGAUUCUCAGUGAAAUGACCAGCUUGAAACACCUAAUGCUCCAAUUUUGCAACCUGGAAGGAAAGAUACCUACUUGGAUUGGAAAAUUGACCAAUCUGGAAUCGCUUGGAUUGGGAGGGAAUGCCUUGACGGGAACCGUGCCCACGGAAUUGGGCUCGUUGACACGAUUGAACCUACUGGGCUUGGACCGCAAUCAGCUUUAUGGAAACAUUGACGUCUUUGGUCCCAUUUCGAAUUUAAGGUCUCUUUACAUUGAUUCCAACUACAUUUCCGGAUCCAUUACGGCCGCUUGGAUGGGCAAUUUCCCCCUUUUGGAAGAAUUGGAUUUGAGUGACAAUGUGAUUAGCGGACAACUUCCAAGCGACUUUUUUGAUUUGUCCAACCGGGUCAACUUGCAAGUGGUCGACUUGCAUGGCAACCAAUUGGUCGGAGAUAUUCCCACUCCUGCGACCGAGAAUACGGUCAUGACGUUCUUGUCACUACAUGAAAACAAGUUUGAAAAUGCCGUGCCCGAUUUGGUCAAACUGAGAGCUUUGAGACACGUGGACUUGAGUAGCAAUCGACUGACUGGAAAAUUGCCACAAAGCAUGGGGUUGAUGAGUAACCUUGAGUAUCUAUUUGCGGGGACCAACUCGUUUGAUCAGGGUCGGAUUCCAUUCUGGUUAUUGGAAUUGACCAACCUACGAGAGUUAAGCUUGAAGGAGUCUCAACUGACAGGAGUGAUUCCGGCCACAAUCUUUACCUAUUUGACCAAGUUGCAGUUUCUCGAUUUUCAUUUGAACAGUUUGACGGGUCAAGUACCGGAGGAUGUCUCCAAAUUGACGGAUUUGAGACACUUGCUGCUCAAAAUGAACAAGCUUAACGGAAAUAUUCCUGAGACCAUUAGUCAAAUGACCAACUUGGAAGUUUUCUUGAUUGAGCAGAAUGGUUUCUCGGGAGAUACAGAUCCUAUUUGCUCGUCUCCCGACAUGAAUAUUCAAGCCUUUGUGUCGGAUUGCGGGGAUGAUCCACCCAGUAUCGUAUGUACAUGCUGCACUACUUGCUGCAGUGUUGCAGAUGCGUUGUGCAAUACCUUUGAGUUCAAUUGGAAGGCCAACUUGGAUCCAGUCUCACAUUAUGGGUACCGACGCCAACGCUACAAUUAUGAUACCGAAAUGACGAUAGUACCAUAG